AUGCCCGUUAUGGAAACCGCGCCUGGCUCAACGCCUUCCCCGGCAGCACCUGCCGCGGGGCAGGGUGCGGUCGUGCAGGAGGCAGCGACGAACGUACCACCUCACAACCACCCAAGGAGCACAAACACAGAUACCCCUCCUGCCUGCUCUCAACCUGCCGCACCCCAUCCAACUCCCAAUUCUGAUCCUAACAUCAACACUUACCCCUCGGAAAACGACGAGGACCAAUACAGCUACGCCUACUCUGACGAGGAGAACUUGGACGCAUCUUCUAUUUGCUCCUUUGAAGAAGAAGAAGACGGUAAUUGGGAACGAGAUCCAGACGACGACGAUACCAUGGCCGGCUCGAGACGCCCUAACGGCCAGCGCCGUCGUACCCAGACCGAUCUCACUGGCGUCCUCACUCUCGAGGAAAAGAACGAGCUCAUCAACCUGGUCAGCAACAUCUUGGACAGUAUGCAGGACCAGAUCAGCAACAUCUUUCACUCUCCCCCCAUCACCCCCGCUACAACCGAGGACCCCCAGCACUCGUGGCUAUCCCUCUCGCUGCUGAAGAACAAGGUGAACAACAAGCCUGCUGCCCCUCAAUCCCAGGGCGGCGCCAACAAGGAGAAUGCUGGCUCUGCUUCAACUUCGAACGUACAAAAGAGCGGAUUAACGUACAACAAGGCCCAUGAGAUUGUCGAGAAGGAGGAGAAAGAGGCCAUGACGCCUCAGCUUCAGGAGCUCAAGAAGGAGUGUCUUGUCGUCUUCAGGAAGUGGCAGGGCAAUGUCCUGACGCGCGCCAAGGACAUUUCGGUCAAGGAUCCCGAAGCUUCAGUCGCCCCUGCCGGUCGUGGCGGUCGUGGUGCUGUUCGUGGAACCCGCGGCGGUCGCGGUAAUCGUGGUGCACCCCAGGGAGGUCGAGGCACCACCCCGCGCGGCCGUGGUGGUAGAGGCGGCGCCCUCAGUGUCAAGACAGGAGGUGCGUCGGAAGCAGUUGACACCGGCACCCCUAACUUUUAUGCAGAAUUGCUGACUUCUCAAGACUCACCGGCUACCCGUCAACCUCCCGAAACUGACCUCUGGCUGAUUCGACGAUUUCCUCCGAGCGCCACACCACUUACCGCUUUACCUAUUGAGCGCCGGAAGUUGUUGCUUCACACUAUCCUCCUGCUUCUACUGUCGUUGGAGCAGUACACGGCCUUCUCCCGUGUCUUCAUGCUCAAGUUGGCGUCAUCGCUUCACCUGAGCCUCCGCUUCUUUCAGGAGGAUGAGGUUCGGGUUGCCCGAGGUCUCGGCAAGACUGUGCAGGAAAUCAACGCCGAUGAGGUGGUUGAGGAUAAGUCUGCAGAGAACAAGUCGACCAGGCGUUGGAAGGUUGGCCUUGCUGGCGCCGCCGGUGCUGCCAUCAUUGGUGUCACUGGAGGUCUUGCAGCUCCCCUGGUCGCUGCAGGUAUUGGCACCGUCAUGGGUGGUGUCGGACUUGGUUCCACGGCCGCUGCCGGAUUGCUGGGUACUUUGGCCCAGAGUGGUGUUGUCGUUGGAAGCUUGUUCGGCAUUUACGGUGCUCGCCAGACGUCCAAGAUGAUGGACCAAUACGCUAGAGAUGUCGCCGACUUUGCGUUCCUACCUCUCCAUGGCGAAAUGCGGGAAGAGUAUCGCGACGCCAAAGAGAUCCCUUCCAAGGACCGACGACUGCGAGUCGUCCUCGCUCUCAGUGGCUGGCUUACUCAGAAGGAAGAUGUGGUCAAUCCCUGGCGUUGCAUCGGCCACCAAGGUGAGGUGUACGCCGUGCGGUGGGAAGUUGCCAACCUGAUGAAUAUGGGUAACUCGCUCGAGACUGUCAUCAAGAGUACCGCCUGGAGUGUUGCCAAGAAGGAAAUCAUCACGCGGACCAUCUUUGCCAGUCUCAUGUCGGCCAUGUGGCCCAUCGGCCUUCUCAAGGUCAGCAAAGUCAUUGACAAUCCUUGGAGCGUCGGAAUGGUCCGAGCCGAAAAGGUUGGCAUGAUCCUAGCGGAGGCCAUUAGUCGAAAAGUGCAGGGUGAUCGGCCUGUCAGCUUGAUUGGCUACAGCUUGGCUGCCCGAGCCAUCUACACUUGCUUGAUGGUGCUUGCCGAACGUCGCCAAUUCGGUCUCAUUGAGUCGGUGGUCAUGAUUGGCACCCCAGCGCCAUCCGAAAGCCGAGUUUGGCUUGCUUUGAAGAGUGUCGUUGCGGGUAGACUCGUCAAUGUCUACUCGGAGAAUGAUUACAUACUGGGUUUCCUGUACCGCACGUCCAACCUCCAGUUCGGCGUCGCAGGCUUGCAACCAAUCCAGGGCGCCGAAGGCGUAGAGAACUACGACGUGAGCAGCAUGGUUAGCGGCCACCUGAGAUACCAAUACAUGAUUGGUACCAUUCUCAAGAACAUCGGCUGGGAGGAUCUCGACUACGCGCAGAUCGAGAAGGAUGAACAAGUCCUCAGCCUUAUGGAUGAGAAAUACGGCCGCGACAAGAGCCAGAAGCAGGCCUACGUCGACAUGGACAAGGAAGCCGAGCACAUCCAGGAGGAGGUCAAGCACAAGAACGACGCCAAGCUCGAUUCGAAAAUGAGCAAGAUGAAGAUCCAGGAUUAG
Colletotrichum orchidophilum is the source of this 2595-nucleotide messenger RNA. RefSeq lists its product as uncharacterized. The coding region runs from base 1 to 2595 and encodes 864 amino acids. NCBI's taxonomy places the organism in Eukaryota, Fungi, Ascomycota, Sordariomycetes, Glomerellales, Glomerellaceae. The record is from RefSeq and is a predicted model, not a curated record. The transcript is spliced from 2 exons.